GUGGAUUGUUACUUAGUAUCAUGGAUUGUAACUAAGUUUUCUGGAUUGUUACUAAGUUUUCUGGAUUGUUACUUAGUAUCAUGGAUUGUAACUAAGUUUUCUGGAUUGUUACUUAGUUUUGUGGAUUGUUACUUAGUAUCAUGGAUUGUAACUAAGUUUUCUGGAUUGUUACUAAGUUUUCUGGAUUGUUACUUAGUAUCAUGGAUUGUAACUAAGUUUUCUGGAUUGUUACUUAGUUUUCUGGAUUGUUACUUAGUAUCAUGGAUUGUAACUAAGUUUUCUGGAUUGUUACUUAGUUUUGUGGAUUGUUACUUAGUAUCAUGGAUUGUAACUAAGUUUUCUGGAUUGUUACUUAAUUUAGUGGAUUGUUACUUAGUUUUAUGGAUUGUAACUAAGUUUUCUGGAUUGUUACUUAGUUUUCUGGAUUGUUACUUAGUUUUCUGGAUUGUUACUUAG
Molecule: messenger RNA, 456 nt
Organism: Lottia gigantea (owl limpet)
Lineage: Eukaryota; Metazoa; Mollusca; Gastropoda; Lottiidae
Exons: 1
Source: RefSeq, a predicted model, not a curated record